This is a messenger RNA of Scaptodrosophila lebanonensis, 2609 nucleotides long. RefSeq names its product condensin complex subunit 2 (gene barr). The coding region runs from base 160 to 2385 and encodes 741 amino acids. The record is from RefSeq and is a predicted model, not a curated record. Gene Ontology annotation, molecular function: chromatin binding. Gene Ontology annotation, cellular component: condensin complex. Gene Ontology annotation, biological process: mitotic chromosome condensation. The transcript has 3 exons. NCBI's taxonomy places the organism in Eukaryota, Metazoa, Arthropoda, Insecta, Diptera, Drosophilidae.
GUGAAAUUGCAACAAGUGUAAUUGAAGCUAUAUAUAUAUUCUGAUUCCAAGUCCAACAGCUGUGUGCCAGUGUUGCGCAUAGCGGCGUCUAUAAUUUGGUGUCAAACAAUUUGCAAGAAAUAGUUCAUAAUUUGCGCCCUCAGGCACUUAACAGCCAUCAUGACACUACCGCGUUCUGAAACGCCGUUGCGACGCUCCGCAGUGGGCAGUUACCGCGAGAGCAUGGUGCGGGAUAUAACCGUCAUUAAUGAUGAUGAGGCCGAGCGACAGGAGGCCAGGCGACGGACACUCCAGCAGCAGCGUAUGAGGGAGAGCACCGUGGCCGAAUCCAUUGAGGAGAAUGAAACCAUACGCCAGUGUCUGGAGAUAUACAACGGCAACAAGCUGAGUCGCGACAAUGCCUGGAGCUUGUCGCUGAUCGAUACCCUCUCAAAUCUAUUGAGUCGCCACCACAAGUCGCUUAGUAAUUUUAAGAUGGCUGGCUCUUCGCUGGAGGUCUCCUCAAAAGUAUAUGGCUUGCGGGUGGACUCCAUUUACCUGGACGCUUUACGAAUGUCCGCUGGCUUAAAUGCGCGGAAAGUGACCGAACAGCAGCUAAACGCCGCUGCUGAUGAUGAUGACGGCGCUGAUCGUGCGGAUCCCGCUGAUGGCACAGAUGCAGACAAGCAGGCACAGGGCGCGGUACCAAAGCCAAAAAAACGCGCGCGUAAAGCGGUUUCAACAGUCACAAAGAACAAAGAGACUUUGAAUGCCAGACUGGACACAGCACCGCUGCAGGACCCGGUGUUUGGCAAGCUUAAUUCUACAGUGGGUUCCAUUAACGCCUCAAAUCGAUUAAUGCACAACAUUUUACCCACAAAAGACUCUGAGUUGCGUUUGUGUACAACAUAUCGCUUCUGGGAUGAAAGUGAUUUGCCGAAUGAUGUGUCGGACUAUACGAUAGCUGAGUGUGCCGAUUUCUAUGAACCCCAUGAGGUGGUUAGUGCUGAGUGGGCACUUAAAUUGCUUCAAUGUGAAAAACAAUUAGUGUUACGUCCCAUGUAUACCGGCUAUAUUAUCACUGACGCUCCGAUUCCCACAAAUAGUGGCCCACCUAAAUCGCCAGCUCCGUUAUCUGUAGGUGAAGGUGGUGAUGAUGAUGACGACCAUGGUCACCACGACAAUGGAGAGUUCUUUGAGAAUCCUAAGGAGCUAUCCAUGGUGUUCGAUGUAAAUGCUGACUGCGAACCUAUCCCUGAUCUGAAUGUGAAGGCCGCAGUUCUGGAUGUUGACUUUAACGACCUGGAAGAGCUUACAACUGAGGAACAAAGAGCUUUGAAUCGCUGUCGGGGUCUGCGCAAAAAGCCACAUGUCAUUGAUGACCUGCGACCCGUGGAUGGUACAUCUAAACUGGAAUAUUCCUAUCGCCCCAUGGACAAAAUUUCACAGUUCUGGGCCGGGCCAUCCCACUGGAAGUUUAAGCGCGGUCGCACCACAUUUGGGCAAACUAAUACACAGACCUCUACGGCGGCGACUGGGACCAAUACACAACGCGUUCGUCGCCCACAGCAGCAAGCGAAACGACGCAGCCAGAAACUAAACUUUGGCCAGUGCCACGAUGAACUGUUUCAAGCUAUAGAGACAACCGGAAAGCUGCGCAAAGCUAACUUCCAAAAGAAAUGGGAUCCGCGCAAGCUCACGCUUCCUACAAAAUAUAGUUUCGAACCCAAUUUCUUUUACAAAUACGAGUACGCGCCAAGCAUAAAGGUUACACGCCGCUUCGGGAAAGCUGACACAGACACGGAGUCUGGUGAUGAAGACGAACUCGGCCAUCACACAGAUGCGCCCGAUGAUGCGGAGCUUUUCGACAACGAGCAUUUUAUGCCAGGCACACCAAACUUUGAGAGUGAUCAGGGCUUGAACGUGGGAAGCUCGAAUCCGGACUUGCUGGACGGUGAUGGAGGCGAUGAAGUCACAGGCGAAUUUGGUAGCGGCAAUGGCACAGGCAAUGACAUGGUGCUGGAAAUUGCCACCGAAUAUGAUAAUGCGCCAACUAAGGUCACCAAAGUUGUUGUGCCUUUUGCUAAGCGCGCUAAAGUAAUUGAUAUGAAGAAUCUAAAGCGCAGCUGCAACUCUCUCAUUCAAAAGCAAUUGCUUAACGAGGUGCCGGAGGAAUCGUUACCAGUGCACCCAACAGUAGAUGCGGAACAUUAUGAAAAAGGUGCUGCGAGUUUUAACGAUUUGUAUGCGCACCUCCCAAAAUUGUUGACCACCAAAAUGGCCGACUCGUUAUCGCCCUCGGUGGCGCUGUACGCUGUUUUGCAUUUGGCUAAUGAUUUGAAACUGCGACUCAUUCCACAAGAUGAUUUGGCAGAUUUUAAAAUAAGGCAAGUUAAGGACGACUAACGUUCCAGGGGGCAAAAAAUGUUAACUACCCAGUGGCAGUUCAGCUGAAACUGAACACUUCUCGAACAUUUAUUGUCCCUUGUUGUCAGUUUCUUUUUAAUUCAUUACCUUUUUUAUGAAAAACUUCACUAAUUUAAUAACAUGUUCGAGAAUAUAAAAACUGCCUGAUGAUAUAUAGUAUAUAUUAAAGGCAUAAUGAGUUGAAAGUGGCAGAUAGACCUUAA